Drosophila suzukii is the source of this 549-nucleotide messenger RNA. RefSeq names its product COP9 signalosome complex subunit 9 homolog. The record is from RefSeq and is a predicted model, not a curated record. NCBI's taxonomy places the organism in Eukaryota, Metazoa, Arthropoda, Insecta, Diptera, Drosophilidae. Gene Ontology annotation, biological process: negative regulation of protein neddylation.
CAACGCCGACAAUGAGAGUGGAGAUUUUUCUGCACAAAGAGUAGGAAACCUAAAUAAAAAGUUGCAGUAAGUAUAAAUAUGGAUCUGAACCUGAAGCCGUCCUUGGCUGCCGACGAAAUGUUUUCCGAAGGCCCCGGCUACAUGGAGAUGGACGAGUCCGGCGGAGCUACAGGAAUGAUGAUGGACCAUCUGCCCUCGAACGAUAAGCACGUCCACUCCGACUUCUACAAUGAUUUUGACGAUCUGUUCGACGAUGACAACUGGGCCAAGAUGAAAUCCGAUCCCAAACAGUAGUCUGCACAGGAUAACCACAUUGUAAUCAGCGGAUUGAAAGAUCAGCGACUGCAGUUUGUUCUUCUUUCUGUUUUACUUUCACAAUCAUCUGCGAUUUUCGGUGUAUAAAAAAUUGAUUCAACUAUUGUUUAAUCGCUAUAUUAUAUUCAUUUGGUUCGUAUAACUAACGUAAAUUGCCAUGUGAAGAUAGUGCCGAGGUGGAUUGAACUUUGGCGUAGCGUAAAAUCAACAAAAUGCAUAAUUUUGUACAGAAAA